Messenger RNA from Paramuricea clavata, 1746 nucleotides. Lineage: Eukaryota; Metazoa; Cnidaria; Anthozoa; Malacalcyonacea; Plexauridae. The record is from the annotation of a GenBank genome assembly.
AUGUCCUUCAAAUUCAAAGCAAGGUUUCUAUUCUACAUUGUAUGGGCUUCAGUUUUAAUCUCUCGCUCGGAAGCUAUACCGAAAGGAGUAAAUGGCGGUGUAUUUUGUCUGGGCUGUACCGCGAUCGUUAGCGUGAAUCAACAGCUAGCUGAGUACCACAACAUGAGUUUUGUCGAAUCGUUUCACAAACUUUGUUCCUACUUUCCGCCACCUUUAUCCGAUGGCUGUUUUAUACUUGGGAAAGUAUUCCUACCGAUGGUCAAACCGUAUCAACAUUCAUCUCCCGAUGUUAUUUGUCAAAAGAUCAAACAAUGCUAUACCGAGAAAGGUCAACCGGAAUGCAGAGCGUAUCCUAAACGUGACCAAGAUUCUACCAAGACCACCGCACGAGCCAAACGAUUUGCCUAUGAGAAGCUGCCGUUUCUCUUAUUUGAGGAAGCCGAAAGGUACGGUAAGCUGGGCUUUGACAUUUGUUCUCUUCCUGGUAUUAAGAAAAUCUGUCAGACGGUCGAAUACGUAUUUGGCAAGGAUAAACCGAUACUAGACGUGGAUGGCGAUCGGUUUAGCUCGUUCGAGUCCCUGCGAGGUUUUGCGUGGCGUGGAAAGGAUUGCAACGACUUUUUUAGCACGCACUAUCCGGGGAGGAAACCAAUAGAAGACGAUGUACUAUUUGAUUCGAAUUGCAAUGGGAUACAUGGGUUCAAUCUGCCAAAAUUACGUACAUGGGAAGAUUUAUUAUGCGGGAAGAGUUCCCCCCAGGGGACAAUCGCGUUGGGGGACUCGGUAACCGCUCACUUCAGAAUCCCUCCCGAGUGGCUGACCGCAACAGAAAUUACCGAACAUAUUUUUAAGGACCUGUGGUUCGUUUUAACCAACGAAUUUGACUGGCCGAUGAUGUCGGGCUUCACUGGUUUUUACAACAAAUCGGAUUGGCCGCAAAUUAUCUCUGGACCGGUAGACUCGAUUUACAAACACAUCGUGGAACGCAAUCUUUGCAAUCACAGAGAUUAUCAAAAUAUCGGUAAAAAUGGGGCGGACUCAUUCACAAUGAACGAUGUCCUUGUCGAAGCUCUAGCACGGAAUAACAAAACGGAUAGACCAGUGCUCCUGUUCUACUCUCUAGUCGGCAACGACGUCUGCAACAGCAAUCCACACGGUGGAAAUAUGACAACCGUUGAAGAAAUGAGAGCAAACGCUUUGAAAACUCUCGCGAGUUUGGACAACAUCCUCCCUAACGGUAGCCAUGUUGCGAUGAUUGGUUUGGCUGAUGGUAGAGUAUUGUUCGACGCAAUGCAUAACCGCAUCCAUCCCAUUGGAAUGUUACGCAAGGACGUCACCUACGCCCAACUGUACGAUUUCCUGAACUGCCUUCAAAUUUCCCCGUGCGCCGGUUGGUUGAAUACAAACGCAAGCGUGCGCAACGCCACGACGAAACGCGCAACCGCGCUGAGCGGCGUUCUUCAAGAUAUUGCAAAAACCCAAAAGUACAAAAACUUCGAUUUGGCUUUCAUCACAAACUUUAUUGAAAAAGCGAUAAAAAUUUGGAACGACAUGGGCGAGGGGCAUGAAACAUGGCAGCUUAUUGAACCGGUCGACGGCUUCCAUCCCGAUCAAAAUGCUUUGGCGCUCGCAGCUACAGUAUUGGUUAAAACAAUGGAAACAGAAGCACCCCAUUUCUUGGGGGACGUCAAUCCACACAAUGCGAUGAUCAAGAAGCUGUUUGGUGAUCAAGGGGGCUACAAGUAA